AAGCCGGAUCCUGACUGUGCCAGCGGAUCCGCUGUGAGCUCUGCCAAGGCUAGGGGGGAGCUUUCGCUCGCUCUGCAGCAAAGACGGAGUCUCCCCGCCCGCUGCUGCAGAGGGGCGGUGCAGACACCCCCGGAGGUGCCAAGGGAGCUAGCGGAGCAGACACCCCGGAGCUGGCGGGGGGCCGGGUGCCAGAUCCCCUCUCCGGACUGUUGGGGGAGCAGCGCGGCGCCCUGCUGCCACGGGCAUGUGCCCGUCGUCGUAGGUGGGGAGCGCGCCCCUGGUAUGCGGGGUGAUGGAUUUCCAGGCUGUCACUUUACUCUGCUGCUGCUUCUUUCCCCUCAUCCUGCCCGUUACCCCAGAUGUUGUUUGUAAAUCUGGCUGCCACCCAGUGAAUGGAUUUUGUGAAAGUCCUAAUGAAUGCAGGUGUCAACCUGGGUGGCAAGGAGCUCUCUGUUAUCAGUGUGUUCCUUUUCCUGGUUGUGUGCAUGGCAGCUGUGCCAAACCAUGGCAAUGUGUCUGUGAAGAAGGAUGGGUUGGCAGCCUUUGUGACAUAGAUAUUCACCCAUGUUCUUCAAAACCCUGCACCAAUAAUUCAACAUGCAUAGAGACUGGAGAUGGAGGAUAUAUUUGUUUGUGUGCCAAGGGAUUUACAGGAAAAAACUGCCAUCUGAAAAAAGGGCCCUGCAUUAUUAAUGGCUCUCCUUGUCAGAAUGGGGGAACAUGUGUUGAUGACAAUGGAUUUGCGCCUCAUGCCUCCUGUUCGUGCCUUCCGAGUUUUGCUGGCAAUUUUUGCGAAAUAGAUGUCGAUGACUGUGAACCUAACCCAUGUGAAAAUGGAGGAACGUGCACGGAUAUUGGUGGAGGUUUCAACUGUCAUUGCCCUAUUGGCUAUAUGGGCAAAUCCUGCAGCAGCCGUGUCAUAUUCUGUGCUAGCAGCCCAUGUGAGAAUGGAGGAACAUGUCAUGAGCAUCCUGAAGGAGGAUUUGAAUGCGUAUGUAAGCCGGAAUUUGUUGGUGUAACCUGCACAUAUCUCAGCAGAAACACAAGUCUCCAUGGUGUGAAUACAGAGGCCAAACACGGGCACAGUUAUAAUCUACCCCCAAAUGCUCGUCCGAAGUCAGUGUCUCACCAAGAACAUAAAGUCUUGAAGAUAACAAUGAAAGAAACAAUCCAAAACACAGACCCCUUGCUUAAUAAAAGUCAGGUCAUAUGUUUCAUUGUUCUGGGCUUGCUUACAUGUCUUGUUGUGUUGGGUACAACUGCGAUUGUAUUUUUUUCCAAAUGUGAAAUGUGGCUUGCUAAUGCCAAAUAUAGCCAUCUACUACGCAAGAAAAAGAAUUGUUUUCUUCAGUCUAACAAUGGGGAAAACCUUUCAGUUAACAUAAUUUUCCCAGAGAAGAUCAAACUCACUAACUACACCAAGAACUAUACCGCCAUCUAGACUCCUUGAAAGCCUUGCAGCAACUUCUAGAGUUUUGUAGCAAUAUGUAAAGUUUUUUGAACUUGUUACCUGUGCCUGGCUUUGAUGUUUUGUACAUACAUUUGCUGUAAUUUGUGCUGGGAAGUACAGAAGAAAUAUGUUGUAUCUGUGUUGCCAAGUGAAUUUCUCAUUCCCAAAAUAAAACUUUAACAUAAUCAGA
This is a messenger RNA of Caretta caretta (loggerhead turtle), 1640 nucleotides long. It is a transcript of the gene DLK1, whose product is annotated as delta like non-canonical Notch ligand 1. Gene Ontology annotation, molecular function: calcium ion binding. The record is from RefSeq and is a predicted model, not a curated record. Gene Ontology annotation, biological process: heterophilic cell-cell adhesion; establishment or maintenance of epithelial cell apical/basal polarity; axon guidance. Lineage: Eukaryota; Metazoa; Chordata; Testudines; Cheloniidae. Gene Ontology annotation, cellular component: signaling receptor complex; plasma membrane; cell surface.